GGCGGUGCCGCGGCAGCCGCUGCGCCCGCGCUCCCUGACAGGCGGGCGGCGGGAGCGGCGGCGGGCGGGCAUGUCCCUCCGCGCCGCGCGCAGGUGGUGGCGGCGACGGUGGCGGCGGCGCCGCCCCGUCUCUCCGUGACUCCCGCCCGGCCAUGGCCGGCUCCGCGCCCCGGGGGGGCGAGUGGCGCUGCAGCCGCCGCUGAGGAGAAGCCGCCGCGAUGAGGAAGGGCCGCUCCCGGGGGGACAAAGCGGCGGCGGCGGCGGGGCCGCCGCCGCCGCCGCCGCCGCGGAGGGAGCCCGGUCGGGCGGUGGCCGCCAGCGCGGCGGAGCGGAGAGCCACCCUGCUGGGGGGCGGCGGCGGCAGGAAGGAGCCGGAGGACGCCAGGGCCGCGGGGCCGCUGGAGAGGGAGAUGAUAACAGAGUCCACUCCAUUACGUUGCAGGAAGCUCAGCAAUCCUGACAUCUUUUCAUCUGCCGGGAAAACCAAGCUCCAUCGUCAGCUAAGUCAAGAUGACUGCAAGCUACGAAGAGGUAGUUUGGCAAGUUCUUUGUCAGGAAAACAGCUACUUCCCUUAUCAAACAGUGUCCACAGUGGAGUGGGACAGACGAUAUGGCAGCCACCUGGAGAUACCUCAAACCUGGUCCGCAUGAGAAAUCAGUCCCUCGGACAAUCUGCUCCUUCACUUACUGCUGGUUUGAAGGAGCUCAGUCUCCCCAGAAGAGGAAGCUUCUGUCGGACAAGCAACAGAAAGAGUUUGAUCGUAACAUCCAGCACAUCUCCAACUCUCCCACGACCGCAUUCCCCUCUUCAUGGACACGCAGGUAGCAGCCCCUUGGACAGUCCCAGGAACUUCUCUCCAAAUGCACCUGCUCAUUUUUCCUUUGUUCCUGCCCGAAGCCACGGACACAGAGCAGACAGAACGGAUGGACGCCGCUGGUCCUUGGCCUCCCUUCCUUCAUCUGGAUAUGGAACAAACACUCCCAGUUCAACAGUUUCAUCAUCAUGCUCAUCUCAGGAGAAGCUGCACCAGCUGCCCUUUCAGCCCACGGCAGAUGAACUUCAUUUCCUGACAAAGCAUUUCAGUACUGAGAGCAUCACCGACGAGGAAGGGCGCCAUUCUCCAGCCUUGAGGCCUCGAUCUCGCAGUCUCAGCGCAGGCUGCAUGGUAAUUGCAUAUGGAUCUCCUAAAUGUAGUUACACAGUAAUCUACAGGAGCAGCCCGGGUCGCUCCCCAAUUUCCUUUGACAGUGAAAUAAUAAUGAUGAAUCAUGUGUACAAAGAAAGGUUUCCAAAGGCCACGGCGCAGAUGGAAGAACGGCUGGCCGAGUUUAUUGCCUCUAAUGCUCCAGAGAACGUGCUGCAAUUAGCAGAUGGGGUCCUAAGUUUCAUUCAUCAUCAAGUUAUUGAACUGGCCAGAGAUUGCCUAGAUAAAUCACGUGAAGGUCUUAUUACUUCUCGGUACUUUUAUGAGCUGCAGGAAAACUUGGAGAAACUUCUCCAGGAUGCCCACGAGCGAUCCGAGAGCUCCGAGGUUGCCUUCGUUACCCAACUUGUGAAGAAGCUGAUGAUUAUCAUUGCACGUCCAGCUCGGCUGCUUGAGUGCCUGGAGUUCGAUCCUGAAGAGUUCUACCAUUUGCUAGAAGCUGCAGAAGGCCAUGCCAAGGAAGGGCAAGGAAUUAAAUGCGACAUUCCUCGUUAUAUUAUCAGCCAGUUGGGACUCACCAGGGAUCCCCUGGAGGAAAUGGCCCAGCUGAAUAGCUAUGACAGCCCAGACACUCCUGAGACAGAUGAUUCAGUCGAGAGCCGUGGGGCCUCUGUCCAGUCAAAGAAAACUCCAUCCGAAGAAGAGUUUGAAACUAUUAAACUGAUCAGUAAUGGUGCUUAUGGAGCGGUGUAUUUGGUGCGACACAAGACCACCCGUCAGCGUUUUGCCAUGAAGAAGAUCAACAAACAGAACCUAAUUUUGAGAAACCAGAUCCAGCAGGCUUUUGUGGAAAGAGAUAUCUUGACGUUUGCUGAGAACCCUUUUGUGGUCAGCAUGUUCUGCUCCUUUGAGACCAAGCGCCACCUGUGCAUGGUUAUGGAGUAUGUGGAAGGAGGUGACUGUGCUACCCUUCUCAAGAACAUUGGUGCCCUACCUGUUGAUAUGGCGAGGAUGUAUUUUGCUGAGACUGUUCUGGCAUUGGAGUAUCUACACAAUUAUGGGAUUGUUCACCGUGACUUAAAACCUGAUAAUCUCCUGAUAACUUCCAUGGGUCACAUUAAAUUAACAGACUUUGGACUGUCUAAAAUUGGAUUAAUGAGUCUUACAACAAAUCUUUAUGAGGGACACAUUGAGAAGGAUACCAGGGAAUUCCUGGACAAGCAGGUCUGUGGGACUCCGGAAUACAUUGCGCCAGAAGUGAUCCUGCGCCAGGGCUAUGGGAAGCCCGUGGACUGGUGGGCCAUGGGAGUUAUCUUGUACGAGUUUCUAGUCGGCUGCGUCCCGUUCUUUGGGGACACUCCUGAGGAGCUGUUUGGACAAGUGAUCAGUGAUGAAAUUGCCUGGCCAGAAGGUGAUGAUGCACUGCCACCAGAUGCCCAGGACCUCAUUUCUAAGCUUCUCCGCCAAAAUCCUCUGGAAAGAAUGGGAACAGGUAGUGCCUUUGAAGUGAAACAGCAUCGGUUCUUUAAAGAUUUGGACUGGAAUGGAUUACUUCGGCAGAAAGCUGAAUUCAUCCCGCAGUUGGAAUCUGAGGAUGACACGAGCUAUUUUGACACCCGAUCAGAACGGUACCAACACCUGGAUUCAGAAGAAGAGGAGGACACUAACGAUGAUGAUCAUGUGGAAAUUCGGCAGUUUUCCUCAUGCUCGCCAAGGUUCAGCAAGGUGUACAGCAGCAUGGAACGUCUUUCCAUCCACGAAGAGAGGAAGACUCCACCACCAACUAAACGGAGUCUGAGUGAAGAAAAAGAUGACCGGCUGGACAGCCUUGGCGGCUUGAAGAGUCGAGACCGCAGCUGGGUGAUUGGGUCUCCUGAAAUAUUGCGUAAGCGCUUGUCUAUGUCUGAAUCCUCGCACACGGAGAGCGACUCCAGCCCACCCUUGACGGUCCGACGACGCUGCUCGGGGCUUCUCGAUAUGCCCCGUUUUGCCAUCUCUGCUGAGGACGAGGGAACUGUUCUCAAAAGGCCGCAGUCCGAGGGGAUGCUCUUAUCCACUGUGCAGUCGCGGGAGGGGCUGCCGGUGCCCAUUCCAGAACAGCCUGUGGAGCAAGAGCUGCAGCUGGAAGCUGAUGCUGGACCCACCACCCCCUCCACGGCCGUCAGCAGCGCCUCAACGCUGACAGCUGGGAGCACUGCAGAUUUCUCUGAUCCACGCGCUCGCAGUAAUAGCAAUGAAGGCCCAGACUUUACCACUCCAAAAGCCAUCAGCGAUUUGGCAGUGCGGCGGGCACGACACAGGUUGCUCUCUGGGGAAUCAGGGGAAAAACGUACCUCAAGACCUGUCAAUAAAGUGAUUAAAUCGGCAUCCGCUACUGCCUUGUCUCUCCUGAUUCCCUCAGAUCACCACACGUGUUCUCCAUUGGCCAGUCCAAUGUCACCUCAUUCUCUAUCCUCCAACCCAUCUUCGAGGGACUCCUCACCCAGCCGCGACUUUUCUCCUGCUAUCGCAAACCUGAAACCACCAAUCAUCAUCCAUCGGGCUGGAAAGAAAUACGGUUUCACUCUCCGUGCCAUUCGCGUCUAUAUGGGUGACAGUGAUAUCUACACUGUGCAUCACAUGGUCUGGCACGUGGAGGAAGGUGGGCCAGCGAACGAAGCAGGUCUGCGUGAAGGGGAUCUGAUAACCCAUGUCAACGGGGAGCCGGUCCAUGGGCUGGUGCACACGGAGGUGGUGGAGCUGAUUCUGAAGAGUGGAAAUAAAGUGUCCAUCUCCACCACACCAUUUGAGAACACGUCCAUCAAAGUUGGUCCAGCUCGAAAAGCCAGCUACAAAUCCAAGAUGGCUCGUAGGAACAAGAAGAGCAAAACUAAGGAUGGUCAGGAAAGUAAGAAGAAGAGUUCUUUGUUGAGGAAGAUCACUAAACAAGCAUCGCUGCUUCACACCAGCCGGAGUUUAUCUUCACUAAACCGCUCUCUGUCUUCUGGAGAAAGCGUGCCUGGCUCUCCAACUCACAACCUGUCUCCUCGGUCGCCAACGCAGAGUUACAGAUCCACUCCCGAGUCUGUACACUCAGUUGGUGGCAAUUCUUCCCAGAGCAGCUCUCCCAGUUCCAGUGUUCCCAAUUCUCCGGCCAGCUCUGGACACAUCCGACCCAGCUCUCUGCAUGGACUAGCACCAAAGCUUCAAAGGCAGUACAGAUCUCCAAGGCGUAAAUCUGCGGGAAACAUCCCUCUGUCACCGCUAGCUCACACUCCGUCACCAACCCCACAGUCCACGUCACCGCAGCGCUCCCCAUCUCCUUUACCGGGACACUCAGUUGGCAGCUCCAGUAUUAUUCAGUCUUUUCCAGUAAAACUACACUCCUCUCCACCGCUGGUGAGACAAAUUUCUCGCCCCAAAAGUGCUGAGCCCCCGAGGUCUCCUUUGCUAAAGAGAGUGCAAUCGGCCGAGAAACUGGCUGCCUCGCUGUCCUCUUCUGAGAAGAAGCUGGCUUCCUCGCGUAAGCACAGCUUGGAUAUCUCUCACUCGGAAUUUAAGAAGGAGAUGCUACAGAGGGAUCCCAGUCUCCAGAGCUUACAAGAAUCUGCGAAUGAAACAACGGGUGGCAAACUUGGGCUGGCGGAAAAAGGGAUGUUGCAGAAGCCGGGUUCUCGGAAGUUGGGUGCUAUUCGGCAGGACAGGGUGGAGAGGAGGGAGUCUCUGCAAAAGCAAGAGGCCAUCAGAGAAGUAGAUUCUUCCGAAGAUGAAACGGAUGAUGGUUCGGAAGAUAGUCAGGAUGGGAGAAGACUGGACAAGCCCCCUGACGGUGGAGACCAAGGCUCAGAUUCUUUUAAUGAGGAUAAUAAGUUUUCGUCUAAAUUGGAAAGCAAAGACAGUAUUGAAGAUGAUGCCUUUCUACCUGAAGAUCCAAAAGGUACAGAAGAUUUGCAGAAGGGAAACAAUCAACAAGCCAAGGCUGUUUCAGAGCCACUGCAAAUCAGCGUGCACCCUUCCCCAUCAGAGGUCCCCCCAAGAACUUCUCCAGAAAAAUUAGCUAAUUCAGAAAAGCCAUUCCUAAGAUCAGAAACAGCUGCAAAGGAACAGAAAGUGCCAGAAAACAAAACUUCUGAGUGUCUUGGUCCAAAAGACAAGUCUUCUGAAGCAAUCAAAGACCUAGGGAGAACUACAAGUACUCAAAAAACAAUAGACCGCACAGAACAUGUACAGUGCCCAUCUAUAAAACUCCUGGGACUUGAAGAAGGUGACUCUUCAGGGGCCUCGUGUGGUAAGCUUGACCUGAAAGACCCUCUGCUAACAGAAAGCAGUCAGAAAAAACAGGAUUCCAAACCUCUGCUGGCACUUUCUUCGUGGUGCACGGCAAGCGUGAGCCCUCCGCUCUCGGCGAGCCCCGCGGAUCGUGGUGAGAAGGAUCGCAAGGAGACCCUUCAGCCUGCACAACAGCACAGCACUUCGUUUCUGUCUCCGGGAAGCGCGAGCGAAACGUCCCGAAAAAGCCCUAGUACUGAAAAGCAGCCCAGCUCGUCCCAGGCAGAGGGUGCUUCAGCCGCCAGCAAAACGAGCCCGGCAGGUCCCGCGUCCUCCACGCUCCUCGUCCCCGGUGCUUUCGAAAGAGCUCUCUCCGUGUCUCAGUUAGUGCCACUAGCUCAGAGCGUGUUAGGCCCUUUGAAGCUCAGUAUAUCUGUUUCCGGAGAGGUGGAAAAGAGAAAGGAUUUCCCCCAUUUGGGAGCCUCCUGUAAAGAAGAGAGAGAUUCCAAACAAAAAAAGCAGGAAACUUCACAAGCAGGAGCGUGUCAAGAGAAAGCCAAACUAUCUAGCACAGACGGUCUGACCACGAGGAGUGGGUCCUGCGCGGAGUCCUUAAACUCGGCAACGUGUCCCGUGGUGGCAAAAAAGGAGGCAGCUUUCUGCAGCGCUAAAACAUCUGAAGCGUUGGGAGGUAGCUGCAAAAUCACUCCGUCGAAAGAGCCGCCUCACGCUCCUGGACAAGCAGCUCUGAGAGCCUCCCCUCUGCCAGAUGGCAGCACGAGGCCCUGUAAAGAAGGGACUCCCGCGCAGGCAAAAAGCAAAGAGGUUGGAAAUCAGUUAAAAAUACAAGACUUUCCCCUGUCACAUGAUGGUGCUGUAAAGAAAACAUAGCAGCAUCCCCGGUACACGUGGACUGGAGCGUUCUACAUUCAAAAUAGAGACUGCAUGUUUGAAUUUUGUAAUAUACACUAAUAUAAAAUAGAACUUGUGUACAUCUAUUUUUGGGAGGGUUUUUUUCAUACUGUUUUUUGUGUUUUUUCAUCCUUGCUAUUCUAUUUUUGUACACAGUAAUGCUUGCCGUUUGAGGUCUCUUUAGAACAGGGUAUCUUUAAAGCAGGGCUUAAGAAACAGUUUGUUGAUUUUUAUUUUCUUUUUCCCUUCCAGACCUUUCAUUUUGCCCAAGUUGAGGGCCGGUUGUGCUCUUCCCUCUAAUUCCACAUUUAUUUGAGAUCCCAAAAAUUCUGAGUACAAAAAAAGGCAGCUUACUUUUGAAUUUCAUUGAAAUUCACAAUUUUUUUCCUUCGAAUUUACAAUCCGAUGUCCUUUGACAAGCAGAAGAAACUACUCUCUUGUCCGCAAGUUGUUCUGGAACUACAAAUCCUCUUCGGUGCAAGUAGAACCUCUUUGUCACCAUGUGCAUUCCCAGUCCUCCACGCAUCCUUAGCGGAUACAGAGGCGAGGGACUUGGCUGGAAGGGUCGGACAGAGAGAGAGGACUGUCAUCUCUUAAUACCAAUUAAAAUUAAGUUUUCAAUGGAAUUAUCAGAAAGAGAAAUCUCCAAUCCGUAAGCUGGUUUUUUUUGGGAUCGUUUUUACUUAUCCUUUAUGGGACACAUGGCAACUUUUCCCUCUGUUUUUAAAAUUUUAGUGAUAUUUUGUCUUCCUUUCUCUGGCUUCAAUUCAUAACUUGCCCUGCCUCGGAAUAAAUGACCCCGGGAAAGGGGUGCCUUGUAGGUCGAUUUUAAGGUAGAGAAAUCUGUAGUCGCGUGUUCUCCAGUGUGUCUCGGGCAAAGUUAUCUCAACGAUAAAUGACCUUUGGAGACUUUUCCUUCUCUUGGUGAGUCUAAAUAGGUAGGGGUUUUAAGGUGUUCCUUAACAUUUCGGAAUUGGGGCUUGGGAAACUUGCUGAGUUUUCUGCAUCUGCCCGUUUUAAAAACUAAAAAAACGAACCUAUGAAGAGUUCUGACUCCUCGAGUUCUGUGGACAAGCUGCAAGCAGACUUCAAAACACAUGUGAUAUUUUAAGAUUUCAGCUUUGAUAGCUAGACCAUUUCCACUGCUGAGGUCACUUUCCAUUAAAAAAAAAUUACUCUUUGCUCUUAGGUUUAGACAUUGCUUUGCUUUACGUGUGACCGACUCUGGAUAACAGUGCUCUUUGCUGAGGAGUAGAUCAGUAAUAACACACCAAUAAACGUGUCGAGUGGUGA
Messenger RNA from Chroicocephalus ridibundus (black-headed gull), 7598 nucleotides. It is a transcript of the gene MAST2, whose product is annotated as microtubule associated serine/threonine kinase 2. Gene Ontology annotation, cellular component: microtubule cytoskeleton. Gene Ontology annotation, molecular function: ATP binding; magnesium ion binding; microtubule binding. Gene Ontology annotation, biological process: intracellular signal transduction; cytoskeleton organization; peptidyl-serine phosphorylation. The record is from RefSeq and is a predicted model, not a curated record. Bases 219 to 6284 code for a protein of 2021 amino acids. The transcript is spliced from 31 exons. Lineage: Eukaryota; Metazoa; Chordata; Aves; Charadriiformes; Laridae.